AUGUCUUCUGGCCUCACACGCAGAAGAGGUGGUGGAGGAGGAGCUGGCGAUACGGAAAAUGGAGAAUCGAGUCGUGUUGCAUCACCGGCGCCCAAGGCUGGAAAUUCUCGCGAUACAAGCGGCCCAGAAACAUCAUAUGAGAGCGGAGAGAAUGGCCACAAAAUUGCCUUUGAUCCAAGAGAUAUCAACGAAAGUGCAGAGAGAAGCAAACAACCUAAAUUGACGUUAAUGGAGGAAGUUUUGUUACUGGGAUUGAAGGAUAAGCAAGGUUAUCUUUCAUUCUGGAAUGACAAUAUAUCAUAUGCGCUUCGUGGGUGUAUUGUCAUUGAGCUGGCAUUUAGAGGGAGAGUGAGCAUGCAGAAGGAUUCCUCGAGGCGGCGAUUCCCCUUAGCAGACAGAGUAAUUGAGGUUAUCGAUGAUACCUUGACAGGAGAAGUCUUAUUGGAUGAAGCGCUCAAAAUGAUGAAAGCGAGUGAGAAGAUGAGUGUCAGUUCAUGGAUCGAUUUGAUGAGUGGCGAGACAUGGAAUCUCAUGAAAAUCGGAUAUCAAUUGAAACAAGUCAGAGAACGAUUGGCUAAAGGAUUGGUUGAUAAGGGCAUUCUAAGAACCGAAAAGAGAAACUUCCUUUUAUUCGAUAUGGCGACGCACCCUGUAGCAGACGGUGGAGCAAAGGAGGAAAUCAGAAGAAGAGUCCGAAACGUCCUUACACAACGAACUGUUGUACUCCCAGGCAGUCAAUUCCUCCCCGAGAACCUCGAAUUCAGAUAUGUGAGAACAAUUGCCAUGGUAUGUGCUGCCUAUGCGGCCAACGUAUUAGAGAACGCCCUCGCAUCACUCGGUCACGAAUCCAGAGAACGAGCAUUUGCUCAAGUUGAUGAGUUAUUGGCAGAAUACAGCCAAUGGCCAUUUGGAAAGAGAGCAGGAGGCUCAGCAGGAAUAGGUGCAAACUUGGGACAGGUUAUUACAGAUGAAGUAAACAAUGGAAAGGAUAAAGAACUACAACUCGAAGUUGUUGCCGCAUGUUUAAGUGUCUUUACCCGUUUGGACUCUUUGCUAUAA
Botrytis byssoidea is the source of this 1059-nucleotide messenger RNA. RefSeq lists its product as uncharacterized. The transcript is spliced from 4 exons. The coding region runs from base 1 to 1059 and encodes 352 amino acids. Lineage: Eukaryota; Fungi; Ascomycota; Leotiomycetes; Helotiales; Sclerotiniaceae. Gene Ontology annotation, cellular component: cytosol; trans-Golgi network; Golgi cisterna. Gene Ontology annotation, biological process: Golgi vesicle budding; retrograde vesicle-mediated transport, Golgi to endoplasmic reticulum; Golgi organization. Gene Ontology annotation, molecular function: phosphatidylinositol-4-phosphate binding. The record is from RefSeq and is a predicted model, not a curated record.